AGCGUUUACAUUAUUGAUAGGGCCUGCUGAAGGCAGGCUGCGUUGGCAGUGCCAAGCUGGGAUUUGCCUGUUUGCAAGGACUGGAGUUGCUUGGAGAUCGUCGCUAACGAGGCUGUUGUGAGAGAUGUGUGGCUGCACGGCCAGCUCUGCGAACGCCAAGCAGUCCUCUGUCCCUCGGCCCGGCGUCACUCCCAGCAGGGAAACCGCUUCAGCCGCAGCCAGCAUGCCCAAACGCAUACCCAUCUCCAAGCAGCUGGCCUCGGUGAAAGCUCUAGGGAAAGGCUCGGACCUAGAAAAGGCUUUUGCCACCGCAGCCCUGGUCUAUAGCAACGCCGCCGACCCUGAAGGCAAACUCAGCAAAGCAGGAGCCAGGACCUUGCUGCAAACCCAGUUUGGGCAUUUCAUACAGGGCCAGGAGAACAAGCCAAAACACAAGGAAAUUAUUUCUGCUCUCGAAGAAGAUCUGGAUAGCAAACUCGAGUUUGAAGAUUUCAUGAUUUUGUUACUCAGCAUUGCUCUGAUGUCCAACCUCCUGCAAGAGAUCAGAAAUGUGAGAAACACCAAAUGAUCCAUGCUUGGCAAGAAGAAUGAGAGAUAUAGCAGUGUACAUAAGAGAAGUAGCGGCCAAGAGUGAGAUAGCAGAGACAGACAAUGCUGUAAAUAUGUCAGUACCUUAACGCUGUUUCCUUUUAAAUAGAACAAAGUCUGGGUCAGACAGGGUGGAGCUCGCUGUUGACUGGGAAGCCGUUAACUGAUGCAAAAGACUUUCGCUGUCUCUCUGUGAUGGCUGCAUUUCAACCAUCAUAGAUACCACAUUAUUUGUUGAU
Molecule: messenger RNA, 827 nt
Organism: Gavialis gangeticus (Gharial)
Lineage: Eukaryota; Metazoa; Chordata; Crocodylia; Gavialidae
Gene: SNTN
Product: sentan, cilia apical structure protein
Exons: 4
Coding region: 125-568 (147 amino acids)
Molecular function (GO): transition metal ion binding
Source: RefSeq, a predicted model, not a curated record